AUGGCACACACCAGUUCCACUCCAAUGAAGAUCAGCGUCUUGAAGCCCCCUCCUGCCCCUUCUCUGUCGAACAUCGGUCCCGAAUCCCGUGUACACUCAGACGAAGAUGAUCCGUUCAUUGAGGGGAUAGAGAAUUUGGACAGCAGAACACAAGAGGGUGAUGAUGAACAGCCGGGUACUAGUUCAUCUGCAUUGGACGCAUAUGCUGAUGUCAGUGAGGAGCAGUUCAAUGACAUUCAAAAUUCUACAAUUGACUGGGGUGAUGAUGACACCUGGGACCCUGACUGGGGUGAUGAUGACACCUGGGACCCUGACUGGGGUGAUGAUGACACCUGGGACCCUGACAUGGAGGAAGACUCUGUCUCAUCGUUGGAGGAAGAUGUGACCAAGGAAAUUGACACAUACAGUGACGAGAGUGAUUCUGAUUAUGUGCCUCGUGUUUGUGUGCGAACAGGAGGUGCUCUGACGACGAACCUACGUUUGGAAACACUGCCAACAGUCACCUUAGAAGAAUCGGUUCUUGAUGUGGACUUCAACCGUGAUCCGGCAAGGCCAGACACGCCGUUGCCAGAGGCGAUGAAAGUUGAGGUAGAAGAUGAUGUGAUUGGCCAUCCUGCGUCAAUUGUGUACCACGAUUGUCUGAAGCAGCUUGCGGGGUGCGUUGCCUUGCCAAUGGCCGAAUGCACAGAAAAAGAACCGAUGACAAACAAGCCGUGCCCUGCAAAGGCGCCUUUUGAAAUUCGGGUAAAAUCCCGGGGCACAGCAGCUGUUGUAGAAUGGAUGUGCUCUCGGGGUCAUUUGGUGUGGCGAUGGAGUUCACAGUCCAUGUUCAAGUUUGGAAUGUUGGCCGGGGACUUCAUGCUAGCCACCAAUAUAUUGCUCUCAGGCAACAACUAUGCCAAAAUUGCACUGCUUUUCCAGUUUAUGAAUAUGGGGAUGGUUGACAGGACCAACUUCUUCAAGAUCCAGGACUCCUUCUGUGUUGAGAGCGUAAAAGAGUUCUGGAAUGACAAGAGGGCCAAAGUGAUUGCUCAGCUAAAACAACGAGGGCCUGUUGUGGUCCUUGGUGAUGGUCGUAUGGACAGUCCGGGGUUCUGUGCACAACACUGCACAUACACAGCCAUGGAUAAUGAUUCGAAGCAAAUAAUUUCCAUGGUAAACCUUGACAAACGGGAGACUAACAGAAAUUCUGUCAUUAUGGAGAAGGAGGGCUUUGUGCGUACCCUGGAGACACUUCGUGAAGAGCUGAAUGUGACCGAAGUUUGCACAGAUGCACACAGUCAAAUAGCAGCACUUUUUAAUAAAGGGCUGUUCAAAGACAGUGGCAUACACCAUUCUUGGGACAUCUGGCAUGGCUCGAAGAACCUCAAUAAGAAGCUUGUGGCGGCAGGACAGCAAAAGGGAUGCGCUGGUUUACUAGCAUGGAGCAGGGAUAUUUGCAACCAUUUCUGGCACUGCUGCAAGACUUCAAACUCCUAUCGACAGUUUAUGGACAUGUGGUCGGGACUGCUGCACCAUGUCACCGGAGAGCAUGAGUGGUCCCUGUACUCCUGUCACCAUGGCCCUCUGGAGGACAGCAGAGACAAGGAAUGGAUCGAGGCAGACAGUUUGGCACACCAAAGACUGAGAGACAUUGUUCUCGACGCACGCUGGCUGAAGAACAUUGACAAAUACCUUCACUUCAGGUCAACGGCAGAUUUGGAGUCGUUUCAUAACCACAUACUUAUGUAUGCAAGCAAACGCUACAGCUUUUCCCCUCCUGUCUAUGAAGCGCGUACUUUGUUGGCUGGCCUGGACUACAACCAUCACCUGAAGAGACCAGCCAAGAGAAAGGCGGAUGGCACAAUUCAGUACGGGAAGUUGUACAAUAAGAGGUCCAGGAGCUGGAGGCUGCAUAUGGAAAAGGUUGAGAAGGACUACAGCUACAUCGAUGACCUACAGAGAACCAUUCUGCGUCGUAGACUGGCUGCCACUAGAGGAAUGGCUGACCCGAGACCCUCCAGACCAGAUGACCCGAGAAGACUUGGCCCUCUCUCUGGUGUACCUGCCCCAACAACCCAAGAGCUGCUACUGAAGCAAGUCAGCAGAGGGCUUGCACAGACUCCUCCACCUGCUGACUAGUUCUUCAGCUGUUGUUCUCCUUUUUUGUAUGGUGGUGAUAACUGUAAAUUUGUAUAUAUUUUAAUUUGCCCAACAUUUUUUUCAACUGUCCACACAUGACAAUAUGCCAAUAAAUAUUCUUUUACACUA
Cyprinodon tularosa is the source of this 2250-nucleotide messenger RNA. RefSeq lists its product as uncharacterized. The record is from RefSeq and is a predicted model, not a curated record. Lineage: Eukaryota; Metazoa; Chordata; Actinopteri; Cyprinodontiformes; Cyprinodontidae. Bases 1 to 2121 code for a protein of 706 amino acids. The transcript has 13 exons.